CCGCAUGAAUUUAAAUCUCGUCGACUGCUCCUUUUAUUUGACAUGCCGGUGCUUAGGAGGAGGGCUGCUCGUCCCUCUUGGGCUUCGAAGGAGGUGACUGACGACACGGUGGCCUUUUUGAAAAAGAAACACGUGUACCAUGAGACAAUUGCUGCUCUCUCCAGCGAGGAGGACGAAGAGGACAAUGAAGAACAAGAUGUGAAGGAGGAAGAGAAGCCAGAAGAUGAAGAAAAACCAGAUCCCAGCACGCUGAUUGACGACGACCUUAAAGCCGCAUUACUUGUGCAUGGCAUCAAAGCCGGACCCAUAGUGGACUCCACCAGGUCCUUGUAUGAGAGGAAGCUCAGGAGGCUCCAGGCUGGUGGACAGGAAACAUCAAACGUAGCAGAGAUCAUUCUGUUGUGUUCUGACAGUGAGGACUAUGAAGCAGGCCGUGAUGGAGCAGAACAAGAAAGCAGCCAGAAUGGACGUUAUGGUUACCCACAAUGCUUUUUACCUUCAUCCAAACUGCGUCCUGUAACUUACGCCUCCCGGCAUGCUGAAGUCAAGCAGACUUUGGGGAGAGUUGCCAAAUCCUCAAUGCAAAGUAUUCACAUUGCCAAGGGAAUGAACAGAGCAUCAACUUUACAUCAACACUCCGCAUUAGAAACCAAGGUUCUGGCUGAAUCAAUCCAGACUUCUCCCUUGCCAACGAGGAACUUCAGCAUCACUCAAAUGGUUGAAGAGAAGGAGAAUCGGAGGUCAGAGGUGAAAGAGAGUGAAGUACAUGAGCACUGGUCUCCAUCCAACAGGUUGGACACGAUGGCAGCUGUUGAUGUGAGGAGGCGGUCCCAAUACUGCACUCCAAUGGUGUCUCUUUCUACAAGGAAAAAGGACCCAGUGAAAACUGCUUUCAAGGACAUUAAGACCGCACCCACAGUGACCAACGCCACGUGUCGUAGGCCCAUCAAGGGUGCAGCAGGGAGGCCUGUCCGGUUCACCUAUCCUAAAACACCAGUCAGUCCUACCACGCAGGAGAGAAGGGAAGUGGAACGCCGCUUGGUCCCCAUCCAGAUCCAAUUUGUGGCGUUUGUCUUAAUCGCCCUGCUGCUGUUGAUUGUUGAAGAUGAGCCUCUGAGUCCACUCUUGGCGUGGAUGUACAAAUUGAUGCAAGGCUUUGGUAGUGAGGGGGCGGACAUGCAGGGGGAGCAAGCCGUCUCAGGGCAGGACUAAAUUGUUUUUUGUUUGUUUUACACUUGUAAAUAUAUUGGUCGGUAUACACUCUUGUGGGGUAAAUAGUACACUUUUUUUUAAGGUUUAUGUAUUUGGUGCAAAUAUUAAGUUAUAUUUGCUAAUGUAUUUUUUUUGUCUUGUGUAAUUGUCAUAUUUUAAAAACCUGUUUCAAUAAAGCUAUUUUUCUUCAUAUAGUACCUGUAAUGAACUGUGCACAGCAAGCAUGUAUGUUUAUAAAACUAGGACUAGAUUUUAAAAAGCAAUGACCAAAUUGGAAAAAGAAUAUACAUUAGUGUAUUUUUUUUUUUUUGUAUUGAUACUCUUUAUAUUUCUGCAUGUAUUCCCUUUAAAUUUUGGCACUCCUGUGAUUCCAUAAUGUCUUAAAAAUCACAAUUGCUGGGUUACCAACGGGGGAUAGGGCGAGGCUUUGGGGUGUCGGGCAGUCGACCACUGUGUGUGUGUACUUUAUUUAUUUUAGUUAUAUUUUGGGGAGGGGGAGCAUAAAGGGGUUUGCUCCGUGCGGUCUGGUGCUGGGUGAUAUAUCUCUGCUGCCCGUGCCUCCACUGGGUGGGUGGAGGGUGUGCCUUUCCUUUCAUGCAUUCUCAGUGACAAUUACACGCCCACACAUUUCUGCACCUUUACAUAUAUAUGAAGUCUUCCCCACAUACAGAGAUACCUGUACAUAUGCACACUCACAGUACAUACGUACUUCCCCACAUUACUCAGAGUUAACCAGGGUGUUAUGUUGUUGGUUUUAUUACAGCAACGGUGAUAUCAACAGUAUGAUUAUAGUUUUUUUUACAAUGUUGUGCAUUACAGUAAUUAUCAUUCUGUUCACUAUCAUAAUCAUUUCAUUACAGUUGUGUGACUGUUUCAAUGCAGUAUUGUCAUUGUGAUCACUAUCAUAUUUCAUUACUACAGUUAUGUGUGACUGUUUCAAUGCAGUAUUGUCAUUGUGAUCACUAUCAUAUUUCAUUACUACAGUUAUGUGUGACUGUUUCAAUGCAGUAUUGUCCUUGUGAUCACUAUCGUGGUUCAUCAUUUCAUGACUGCUAUUAUGUGUGAUUGUCAUUGACAGCUUUGUCAUUGUGGUUGUUGAUAUUGUUUUGUCCUUAUGUCCUUGUUCGUCUUUAUAGUUGUCACAUUAAUUUGCUGAUGUACUGUAGUUCUGUAUGUUUCUGUUGUUCUGUUCUUGUUGUCACAAUUGUUGUUGUUGCUGCUGUUGUCCUUGUCUCUUGUCUCUUUUUUUUUUUUUGCCCCCCCCGGUUUUCUUUUCUCUUUUUCUCUGUCCCCUCCUGCUCCGGUCCGGUCGCUCCAAAUUUGCUCCAAAGUCAAAUAAAUUCUGUAUAACGGGAAUUGUAUAUCACACUUUUCCCUGGCAGAGUAAAUCUGUUGAGCACUUGACGGCAUUUAGAUCUACAAUUCUAUCUGCUUUAAAGGCUGGACAGGACGGGUAAAAAAAAAAAAAAAAUUACAAUUGCUAUUGUAUUGUUUUUACGUUUUAAUAUUAACAGUGGUUAACUUAUUUUUACACUGGUAUGAUUAAAACAGGAAGCAUUUGUCAUUUUUUUUUAGGUUUUCCAUAUUUAAUUCACAAGGGUGCAAAGUGUGGCCCGGGUGCCAUUUGCAGCCCGUUUUUAUUGGGCUGUAAACCAAACUGUAAAAAAUAACACAGAAAAAAGGCAAUGUAAGUAUAUAUUUUUUUGCCUUGUUACAGAAUUUUAAAAAAUAUCAAAGUGGACCCCACAUCUUUUGGUUUUUCAGUAUGCGGUGCUCAGUGGAAAAAAGUUUGGACACCCCUGAUUUCAUUUAUUUUUUUAACUUUUUGCACAAUUAAGUAGGAGUGUCAAGUUCUCGUGAGAAUAAAACUUGACAGGAUUUGUCAUUCAAAAGAAAAUUGUCUCAUGGGCACUCGGCCUGGCACGAUAAUUGCUUUAUCCAAGUCUUUUAAAUGGCUGUCCAAACAUUUGGAGCACACUAGUGAAAUAAAUUGAUAAUUAUUAAAUAAUUGAAGGCUAAAGCUGGUUUAUACUUUGACUUAGCAUAAAUCGCUAAACUUUCCAACAUUAAGGAGAAUUCAAGAUUCA
Dunckerocampus dactyliophorus (ringed pipefish) is the source of this 3299-nucleotide messenger RNA. Its product is annotated as lamina-associated polypeptide 2, isoforms beta/gamma-like. The record is from RefSeq and is a predicted model, not a curated record. NCBI's taxonomy places the organism in Eukaryota, Metazoa, Chordata, Actinopteri, Syngnathiformes, Syngnathidae. The transcript is spliced from 11 exons. The coding region runs from base 43 to 1212 and encodes 389 amino acids.